This is a messenger RNA of Entelurus aequoreus (snake pipefish), 2370 nucleotides long. Its product is annotated as single-stranded DNA-binding protein 2. Gene Ontology annotation, biological process: positive regulation of transcription by RNA polymerase II. Gene Ontology annotation, cellular component: nucleus. The transcript is spliced from 17 exons. Lineage: Eukaryota; Metazoa; Chordata; Actinopteri; Syngnathiformes; Syngnathidae. Bases 86 to 1165 code for a protein of 359 amino acids. The record is from RefSeq and is a predicted model, not a curated record. Gene Ontology annotation, molecular function: single-stranded DNA binding; protein binding.
GCUCGUGUCGCCAUGGUGACGGGGCCGUGCCCAAGGAGGUUGUGAUGGUUUGACAGGUGCGUGACAAUCGGAGCUCUCUGCAAGCAUGUACGCCAAAGGCAAGAGCAGCAACGUGCCGUCCGACAGCCAAGCCAGGGAAAAGUUGGCUCUGUAUGUGUACGAGUACCUGCUGCAUGUAGGAGCACAGAAGUCAGCACAGACCUUCCUCUCAGAGAUCCGAUGGGAGAAGAACAUCACAUUAGGAGAACCUCCAGGGUUCCUCCAUUCUUGGUGGUGUGUUUUCUGGGACCUGUACUGCGCUGCUCCAGAGAGAAGAGACACGUGUGAGCACUCCAGUGAGGCCAAGGCCUUCCAUGACUACAGUGCAGCGGCAGCCCCCAGCCCCGUGCUUGGGAGCCUCCCCCCAGGAGAGGGCAUGCCAGUGGGUCCGGUCCCUCCAGGAUUUUUCCAGCCUUUUAUGUCUCCUCGAUACCCUGGAGGACCCAGACCGCCCCUCAGAUUACCCAAUCAGGGGCUUGGUGGUGUGCCAGGAAGUCAAGCCAUGUUGCCCAGUGGCAUGGACCCCACAAGGCAGCAAGGACAUCCAAAUAUGGGUGGACCAAUGCAGCGGAUGACGCCGCCACGAGGCAUGGUGCCACUCGGGCCCCAGGGCUAUGGAGGAGGGAUGAGGCCACCACUGAACGCACUCGUCGGGCCUGGGAUGCCCGGUAUGAACAUGGGGCCAGGAGGUGGAAGACCCUGGCCAAAUCCCCCAAAUUCAAACUCAACUCCAUAUUCGUCUGCAUCCCCAGGCAGUUAUGUGGGACCUCCAGGAGGAGGGGGGCCGCCUGGGACCCCGAUAAUGCCAAGUCCAGCAGAUUCCACCAACUCUGGUGACAACAUGUACACCAUGAUCAACACAGUCCCUCCAGGUGGCAGUCGACCCAAUUUCCCAAUGGGUGCAGGAGGUGACGGCCCAUUAGGGGGAAUGGCUGGAAUGGAGCCCCAUCAUAUGAAUGGAUCAUUAGGGUCUGGUGAUAUGGACAGUCUCCCAAAGAACUCCCCAGGCAAUCUGAGUAUGAGUAACCAGCCCGGAACCCCCAGAGAGGACGGAGAGAUGGGUGGGAACUUCCUCAACCCUUUCCAGAGUGAUAGUUAUUCUCCAAACAUGACCAUGAGCGUGUGAAGCACCGUGUUCAUCUGCUGGCGCCAAGGAACAUGUGACUUCCUCAUCAUCCUCGCCCUCAACCACCCCAGUCCGGACAGCGACUCAAGCCUUCGGCCCAACAUCAUCCCACGUCGCCCCUGUUCUUUGUGUCUCUACUAAAUUCUUGGCCAUCGUCAGCAGUUCUCUUUCUGCGACUAUGCGACUGUACAAAAGGAACCCAUCGAACACGUGGAGGAAAAACUGACCUUUCAUGACCCAGUUAACACACAGACGGCCAGAAUUCUAUUUAUUAUAAAGUUUAAAGACUCUCUGGUUGGGCAGGAUGGUUAUCUUCACUUUACUGUAACUUGUUGUCAACAUGGCCUUGUUUUUAUAACUUCUUCUGUCAAAUAUUUCCCAUAGGAGAAUGACGGAGACCUUACAAUAACAUGUUAUGUAAUGUCCUUCAGGUAUCAUUAAGGACUUUUCUACAUCUGUGCUCUCCGCAAACAUCCAGUUUUUCAUUUCUGAUUCUACAUUUUGGCAAAAACAGAGGCUAAAGUCGAGGCCAAUGUUGACAUGGCGGUGUAACAAAGCUUCAAAUAUAUUUGCAAAGAUGGAACUUUGAACCUAGGUAAUUUGAUUUGGGUGAAUUCUGUUUGAAGAGGCCCUUAUCGCCAGUCUAAACUUUGAGACCAAAUAUUCAGUGCUCACUACACGUCGCACUUUUUAGUUAGAAAAUCCCAGGUAAAAAGUAGUGUCAACUAACCAUCCGAUCGAACUGUGACGUCGGUGUGAAAUAAAGGAGUGUUGGUACAAAAAGGCGAUGUUUUAUUUAUGGUGUACAAAAAGGUCCAGGUGCCUGUGAUUAUUCUCUCUCCGCCCUCCUAACUGCAAAGUGUACAGCCCCCAAAUGUAGCUCCCUGUCUUGUACGUGUAUUUGAUAUUACAAUUCAUAUUAUUUAAGGACAGUUGCUAUUGUGAACGGGAGGGAGGUAUGGACUGAUGACGUUGACUCAACACAGAUACAGUAGCUUUUGUUUGUGGUUCUUUUUGUAAGGUUGAAGCCAUAAGUGGGACGACAGGAGGACGCGGUUGUAAAUCGGACCGUGUUUGGUGGCAGUUUGUCCAACUCCCAUUUGUGAUGUGUUCAUUUUCUCUUUUUUUAUAUUCAGUUUUUGUAAAUAUACGGAGAAGUAUUUCGAUGUUUUUGAAUAUGCCGGUAUAAAGCUUCUCUUCCCUCA